Molecule: messenger RNA, 210 nt
Organism: Protopolystoma xenopodis
Lineage: Eukaryota; Metazoa; Platyhelminthes; Monogenea; Polystomatidea; Polystomatidae
Source: the annotation of a GenBank genome assembly
AUGGAUGCAUGGCAAGCCAUCAACGAGCCGACGCGAGAAAAGGUCACGGUCAUUAAUCAGAGAACAGUCGACUGGUUGCGUCACCUAGUGCCGGAAUUAAAGAAACACAUUGGCAACAUCCAAGCCCUCUUGACAAUGGUCCAUCGUAAUGAAGAGAAACUUACUACGUUCUUUGAUUUGCUGUCAAUUUUAGAUGUUACGCGUGAAUAG